AUGAAACUGAACCAGGUUCCCUUUAGGCUCACCAUGGCCAAUACUGAAGACUUUUUAUCCUUAUUAAGGACAUUAAGGCUUAAUUUAAUUGGUUUCCUGACCCCUGCCUCUCCUCUGACUAUGGCUCUGACCACUGAUACUAAUACUCCCUUCUUAUUGUUUGCUGUCAUCUCUAUCCAUUCUGAAUCAUCCACACAGUGUCUCCAAAAACAAUCCAGUGCCACACUAUUCCUACCAGAGGCCAACAUAAAUCCUACACCAACAUUGCCAAGAUUAGUUUCCGUAAACAUGACUUUCCCCAUGAAGUUCAUAUUGGUGGAUUGUCCUGCCCUGUCGGUCCAUAUCGAUCUCUUCUCCAACAAUGUCAGAAAUGUUGACAUUUUGGCCACCCAGCCACACACUGUUGCUCCACAGCCAACUGUCCUCUAUGUGUCCAACCUGCUCCCAGUGCAGAGUGGCAAGGUUUGGGUGUCCAAUCACACUUCUUAUGCUGUAACUCAAAUGGUGCCUAAGGAAAAGAGGUUGAUAAAAUUAUCACCAGUAGCAAUAAUGAAAGCUAUCAAGAAUGAUACCGAGAUCAAAGGAAUGGAGGAGUGUCAUAUUCGUGAUGCAGCUGCACUGUGCCUUUAUUUCUCUUGGCUUGAAAAGGAGGCUGCAAAAGGAACUCAGACUGAAAUAUCUGCAGCUGACCAGCUUCAAAAAUUUAGAGAAGAACAGGAGAACUUAGUUGGUCUCAGUUUCUCUACUAUCUCAUCAGUUGGACCCAAUGCUGCAGUAAUCCACUAUUCUCCGGCCCCUGAAACUGACCGAAAGAUUACUACUGAUGAGGUUUAUCUCUGCGAUUCUGGGGGACAGUAUAAGGAUGGAACAACAGAUGUUACAAGAACCCUCCAUUUUGGCACACCUGACCAGUUUUUGCAGGAGUGUUUCACUCGUGUCCUGAAGGGGCAAAUUGCCAUGGCAUCCUGCAUCUUCCCCACCAAAAUCAAGGGUAACUGUUUAGACACCCUUGCCCGCAAGGCCCUUUGGGAUGUCGGCCUAGACUAUGGGCAUGGAACAGGGCAUGGGAUUGGCAUGUACCUGAAUGUGCACGAGGGGCCAAUGGGUGUGUCAUGGCGGUCAUACCCAGAUGACCCAGGCCUGCAAGAAGGCAUGUUCCUCUCUGAUGAACCUGGCUACUAUGAGGAUGGAAAAUUUGGCAUUCGUAUUGAAAAUAUUGUUCGCAUUGUGAAAGCUGAAACUCCACACAACCAUCGUGAUCGAGGGUUCCUCACCUUUAAGACAGUCACUCUUGUCCCAAUUCAGACAAAACUGGUGGAUCCGACCAUGCUGACAAGACAAGAGAUUGAUUGGCUGAACAGAUACCAUGCGGAAUGUCGGGACAAGGUUGGAAAACUUUUGCUAGAGCAAGGUCACAAGGAGGCUUAUGAUUGGCUUGUAAGGGAAACUCAGCCUAUUGGCUAAUAAGAAUGAAAUGAAAAAUCAGUGACUGUAGAUUCCUAUGUUUUACUAUGAAAAUAUAGUGAGAUUUCAAAACUGGCACCUAAAGUGACAAGGGCCACAGUGGGUUUAAUAAUUGAAAUAUAUGUAGACUGUGCUUUUUAAGUGAUUAAUUUUAGAGUUUGGGGAUAGAUUCCUUAUGUUUUACGUUUAACACAAAUUGGUGCGCAAUGAAACUGAACCAGGUUCCCUUUAGGUACAUAUACUGAAACAUAUUGCCUAUCACUGCCAUGUUAAAUGUCAAGGAUUCUUGAUGUUUCCAGAUGAAGACAAUGUGUCAUGUGCUAAUUUACAAAUAUGAAUGUGCUCUUUUAAUAAAAUAAUCAAUAAGG
Messenger RNA from Penaeus indicus, 1832 nucleotides. Its product is annotated as xaa-Pro aminopeptidase 1-like. Lineage: Eukaryota; Metazoa; Arthropoda; Malacostraca; Decapoda; Penaeidae. The transcript is spliced from 11 exons. The record is from RefSeq and is a predicted model, not a curated record. Gene Ontology annotation, molecular function: metalloaminopeptidase activity. Bases 1 to 1464 code for a protein of 487 amino acids.